AUGCGCGCUCCCUCUCUCUCCGAGCCGGAUCCCAAGCACGGGGUCGGCAUCCUCAUCAGGAAGCCGGCACCGGGCGACACCGACCCCGCACUCGCGAGCCCAACACUACUCAGCUCCAUCCCAGGGCGAGCCCUCAUCAUCACAGCAAACCUCAACAGCAAGCCAACCAUCAUCUCAUCAAUCUAUGCCCCGGCAUCUGGCUCACAAGCUGACAAAGUGGCGUUCCUGGACCAACUCAGCGACCUCAUCAAGUCAGCCACCCAGCCAAACGACGACGAGCCAAGGCUGCCCGCCAUCAUCGGCGGCGACUUCAACAACACACCAAACAUCAGCCCCCUGUACGUCCAACCAGAGCCAAACCAAGAGGCUAGGAGCGCCACACAGGCAAACCACGCUCUCAAGGACUUCAUCAACAAGCACGCACUCGAGGAUGCCUGGCUGCUCAACCACCGCGCCGAUGACCCUGUCGAAUACACACGAUGGCCGAGCAAAAACCAGACACACCGAGCCUCCCGCAUCGACCUCAUGCUCCUGUCAUCCAACCUCCCGCUCACAAUCAAGUCGACUGCGACCAGGAUUUACCAACACUCGGACCAUCGAGGCGUCUGUGUGAACCUGGUGGCGCCGUCCGCGGAAGACAGAUGCACUCCACCCUUCAAGCUGAACGACACCAUUCUUGAACACGCUGGCUUCUGCGGCAUGGUACUCAACGAGAUAGCAGAGCUGGCGCGCCGCCCCGACCCCGAGAACCACUGGACUGCUUUCAAGGCCGACGUAGCAUGGCUAGCCCAGUGCCUGUGCGGCUCCAUUGCGAAAGACCGGGCGAAGGCUCUGGCCCAAGCGAGCCGCAAGCUCAAAAUCAUCGAAGGCAACCUCCUCGCAGCAACAUCCCCCGCAGAGGCAAAACUGCUUGCAGCCGAACGAGCGGAGCAGGAAGCCCGUGUCAAAGCUGAGCUCGAGCAUCGCGCGCAAGGAGCACGAGUCCGCUCGGCCAAAAAGUGGCGCACCGAGGGCGAACACCCCACCUCCUUCUACUUCUCGCUCGAAAAGCAGUCCCAAAAGGCGACGCACAUCCCAAUGCUCCUCGUCGACGGCAAAGAAGUCACCGAUGCGGCCGGCAUCACGGACGCCCAGCGAGAUUUCUACGCUAAGCUCUAUGCGCACGUACCCAUUGACCCAGCAGCUGCCCGGCACAUCCUCAGCCAUGCAAAGCCCAACGAGAUGCUCGACGACGAGGACCACGAGUUGAUGAGCAGACCGCUGGAGGCAUGGGAGAUCGUCCACGCCAUCAACAAAACUGCAUCUGGCAAGUCCCCAGGGCCCGACGGGCUGGGCACUGCGUUCUACAAAAAGUUCAAGCACGAGCUGGCCCCAAUCCUCGCCGCCAUCGCCAACCGCUCACUCAAAAAUGGCCGCCUUCCGGAAUACAUGCAGGACGGCUUCGUCAAGCUGCUGUACAAGAAAGGCCCGCGCUCUGACCUUGGCAACUACCGACCAAUCUCGCUGCUGAACUGCGACUUCAAACUCCUGACCAAAGCAGUGAUCGCUCGGCUGCAGCUGGUGGUCAACGACAUCAUACCACUCAACCAAAACGGCUUUGUCACCUCUCGGACCAUCGAUGGCUGCGUCCAUCUCACCCGUGAUGUGAUAGAUCUGUGCAACACCAUCAAAACCCCUGGAGUGAUUGCCAUGACAGACGCGUCCAAGGCGUUCGACAAGGUCUCACACGACUUCCUGUAUGCUGCACUCAGAGCGUACGGAGUCGGGCCAGGCUACAUCAACAUGAUCAAACUCUACAACACCAAUGGCCGCUCCGCGAUGGUGUACCAAGGCCGGGUCUCGGAUCACUUUCCAAUCCAAAGGUCGGUGCGCCAGGGAGGCUGCGACUCGCCGACACUCUUCGCGUUCUAUGCCUGCGCCAUCGUAGACUACAUCACCUACGGCACAAAGCUCAAGUUGUUGCGGAUCCCCAGCAGCAACCUCAAAGCCGAUCGCAAGCGUGGCCGAGCGAAUGAGGACCGGCCAGACGAUCUUGUCAUUCUCCCCACCCUCUUCGCGGACGACUCGUCCUACUUUCUCGCCUCACCAGCAGACGUCCCAAACCUGCUGAACGAGCUCAAGUUUGUGGGGACGGCCACAAAUCUGGAAAUCAAUGCACCAAAGACCACCAUCAUCCCGCUCGGACCAACUGCAACGCGCAAGCCUCCCCCCGACCUGGAAGGCCUCGAGUGGGUUGGACCAAACUCUACGACGCGCUACCUCGGCGUCAUGCUCGGCCACGGUGAUCUGACCGUCGCAAACUUUGGCGACCUACUUGACAAGCUGCACGGCAAGCUGUCGAGAUGGCUCGUCCACGGACCGUCACUCCCAGGUCGUGUGCUCAUCGCCAACACCAUUGCGCUGUCCAAAGUCUGGUACCGAGCGAGGUUUGUGCCCCUCUCGUCCGAGCAGACAGCAAAACUCACCCGCACCAUCGACAAGUUCCUCUGGCACCCAAGCAAAUGGUCGCGAACUCACCAGGCCAACGUCGCAGCACCAAUCAAAUCCGUGGCAUGCGGACUCGGACUCAUCCCCGUUCGGCGUCACCUCAAAGCCCUCCUCGCCCAAGCCGCCCUGGCAUGGUGUCAGCCGUAUGCUGCCCCAUGGAAGCACAUUGCUGUCCGCCUCUGGCGUGCGGCAGACAAGCCAGCAUGCCCACUCAACGUGCUCAGGCUGGUGAUCAAGGCCUCGUCAGACUUUAUUGGCAUCUCUGCAUUCUGGCACAAAGCCUUUGAGGCAUGGCACGAGCUCAGGCCAGAGCUCCAAACCCCUGCCUGCCGCGACGAGGCGCUCACUCACCCGCUCUGGGACUCACCGGACAUCCAGGACGACGGCAAGCCGCUCUGGUGGCCGAGCUGGAUCCUCAACGGAUACAUGCGCGUCCGCGACCUGCGCCGCUUCAUCGGUAACCCAGCUAGAGAAGAGUGGUCCCCGCUCUCGCUCGUCCAAAGCUUCACCAACGCAAAAUACUACAACAAGCUCCACGAGGCACUCGACCGGAGCCAGCUCUCGUCGCUCGUAGAGCAGGAUAGCGCCACAAUCCCGUCAGUGCAAGAUCUACCGUGGUGCUGGGCCCAACCAGCCGACGACGACGACGCCAAUCCCAAACUCUUCAGAGUUGUCAAACUCCGCACGGGCAGCCCGCUCACAAGCAGCUCACUCGGAGCCGGCCAAGUGUUCUACGAGUCGGAGAACGCCCUGAUCGCGCCUGCCCAGCCAGGCCUAGUCCUCACCAAGUUCCGCCUGGCAACCGCGCAACACGCCACCGUCGUCUACUGGCGAGCUCCCAACGCUAAGCCUGAACCAAACAAGCGGGGAAAGAUUUUCCUCCCACGAAAGCAACUGUACCAUGUUGGCCGCACUCAACUCAUGCCCCUCAUCUGGAGCAACAUCGUCCUCAACGGUGUUCACUCAAGCGUCCAGAAGCCCCUGCAAGUCACAUCGCACAAGCUCAAACUGAAAACGCUAAGGCAGCUGCUCACUCCACGUCCCUCGAGACCAGACGCCCUCCAAUGGUGGAUCAACAAAGUUGGCUACGUGCCCUUCGAAUCACUGGCCAACUCCAUCAGAACCAGUCUAGUCACAUCCAAGCAAGCCUCCCUGCUCUGGCGCAUUGCACACCGCACCAACCGACUGGGCGCCGACUGGCUCGAAACAGAUGGUCAAGCGCUGCGCGCCGGCUCGCUCUCCCGCGAAGAGUACGACGACAGAAUUGCCACUGGGCGCUACGACUGCGCGCACUGCAAACACGACGGCCGCUCGGCCAGAGAGACCUGGCACCACAUCCUUGUCCGCUGCCACACAGCCCAAGCGGUUUGGGAAACCGCGAACGCCAUCUUCCAGCACGCUCACUCAAGUUCCCUCCCAAUGUUCGACAAAGCCCUCCUGUUCGGUCCCUUCCCCACCACGCUUGCGCGAAAAAAGGAAAUGCGAGCGCUUGCCACGAUCCUGUACCACCUCGGACGCUGGGCAAUCUGGCGCACCCGCUGCGAAGCAAAAAUCAACAACACAUUCACACCCAGCCACACCACCUUCAUCAAACUCGUCCACUCCCGCGCCCUGCAGGACAUUGUGCCGCGAGCCCCGCCUGCUGACUCUCCCACGUCGAAGAUGUGGGGAAAGUGCAUU
This is a messenger RNA of Capsaspora owczarzaki ATCC 30864, 4167 nucleotides long. RefSeq lists its product as hypothetical. The transcript has 2 exons. NCBI's taxonomy places the organism in Eukaryota, Filasterea, Ministeriida, Capsasporidae. The annotation marks the transcript as partial. The record is from RefSeq and is a predicted model, not a curated record.